AUGUACCAGAUUGUAAGACUGGGAAAGAAAGCUCUUAGACCAACAUUAAAUUCUGACUUGAACAUAUUCUGUCAGCAUAUUUCCACCAAAUAUCCAGAUACUGUGCGGAAUGACUCACGUAUGCUGUCUACAAGUCAAAGAUUAUCUGUUGAAGUGAGACUACAAUCAGAUGUGGACAAAGCUUAUAAUGUCCUUGAAUUGGAUCCAAAUUGUGAUCUAGUAAAAGUUCGAGAGAAAUAUGUUGAUCUGGUAAAGAAAUACAGGAAAGAUAAAUCAUUGGAUACAAAGAAAUUUACUCAAGUUCAAGAGGCUUAUAAAUAUAUUUUGGAGAGUAGAAGAAGUGAAAUGAUAGUAGAAGAUUCUAAAGUAAAGGAUAAAGACAAUAAUAAGAAAGAUAGAGAUGAAUGGAGAGAGGCUGUAGAACAAGAAUAUAGACUACAGAAACUAGCUCUACAAUCUGAUACUGAUAUAAUUAGACAAGAUAGAAGAUUAUCCAACAGAUCAACUAAUAUGAGUAGUGGUUGUAUUGAAAGAAUGGUAGAAGAUAUGGUACAACAGUCAAUGAGAAAUGGUGAUUUUGAUAAUUUGAUUGGUAGUGGUAAACCUAUAGACUAUGAUAACAGAAAUCCAUUAGUUGAUACUUCAACAUAUAAUCUAAAUAAAAUACUAAUAAAUAAUGGUUUUACUCCAGAAUGGAUUACAUUACAUGCUGAAAUAAGACGAGACAUUGCACUGGCCCGACAGAAAACAGCAGUUUUACAAUACAAAAUAAUGAAAGACAAUAUUGGGCAUUGUUUAUGGGAGAAACAAGUCGAAGAAUUCUCCAAAAAUAUUAGAGAAAUCAACAGACUGGUUGAGAAAUACAACAACGAUGUUCCAUUUCUCGAGAAGCAAUUAGCCCCCUUCAGACCUGAGCGAGAAUUAGAAAAGACCAUUGAGAAAUUGGAGAAUUAUUUGCCAGAAGAUUCUGCUGAGCGUGAUAAACUUUAUGAGAUGUAUUUUGUUCCUUCACAACCAAAACACUAUACACAAUAUGACGAUGUCAACUUACACUGGAGAGAUGUUUGGAAAGAUAUAAAAUCAUUCUUUUAA
Messenger RNA from Lottia gigantea (owl limpet), 1092 nucleotides. RefSeq lists its product as hypothetical. The coding region runs from base 1 to 1092 and encodes 363 amino acids. Lineage: Eukaryota; Metazoa; Mollusca; Gastropoda; Lottiidae. The transcript is spliced from 5 exons. The record is from RefSeq and is a predicted model, not a curated record.